Molecule: messenger RNA, 5194 nt
Organism: Carassius auratus (goldfish)
Lineage: Eukaryota; Metazoa; Chordata; Actinopteri; Cypriniformes; Cyprinidae
Product: phospholipase DDHD1-like
Exons: 13
Coding region: 327-2885 (852 amino acids)
Cellular component (GO): cytoplasm
Molecular function (GO): metal ion binding; glycerophospholipase activity
Source: RefSeq, a predicted model, not a curated record
UCAACAGAAAGAUUCGUUCACGAGUCGGACGGACGCCGCUUCAGAGAAAGAGGGGCUCCACAGAGAGACAUACAGUCGGCAUAUUAAUGAAAGUGAACAUUUCGGUGUGUCCGCCAUGUAAGCGGAGGACUGUGCGACUGAACUCGCCUUUACUGCAUGGAGUCUGAAGUCCAGCGUGUGUGAUUGACGCGUCCGUACAGAUGCUGGCGGCUCCGGUCGCGCCGGGGGAAGGAGAGGUUCUGACAUCGUUAGAUUUGUUGUUACUAUAAUCAGCUGACCGGUGCUGGAAUCCUCCGUGUGCUGUUUUCUAGAAAGCGGUGACAGCGAUGAGCGCUUGUCAGGACGAAACGUCUUUAAGUUGUUCGCAAAGCAGAGAAAAUGUCAGCGGCGAUGAAUGGGGAAGGAUGGAGGAAUCGUACGCGUCCUGCUUCGACGAACCCACGGGCGACGCGAUCCGCGCCGAGAUGGACGCGGUGCAGCCGGGCAUAGACGGACAUGUGCCGCUGCCCCGAGGCCAGCCCCAGCUGAUGCUAGGCCUGGUGGAGGAGGGGUUCGCCGGCUAUCACGGCCGUCUCGGCUCCGACCCGGACUCCGAUUAUCUCGACAUCACCGGAGACCUCAACUACAGCGAAAGUGACGGGAGCGUCGCCACGAAGAAGCGCAACCGCUCCAACAGCUCGCGGCACCGCGGGGAAGUCGUCACGGAGCUCGGACCCGAGGAGGUGCGCUGGUUCUACAAAGAGGACAAGCGGACCUGGAAACCGUUUGUCGGACACGAUUCUUUGAAAAUCGAGUUGGCUUAUCGCAAAUACUGCGAACUUAAUCCUAACGAGGUCAGACGGAGGGAUGCGGACGAAGAAGCGGAGGAUUUAUUCGAGUCUCCGUCAGGAGGCGAAGCACCGGAGGUCCGGAGACAGUCGGUCCCCGAGAGCGCGGAGGCUGGAGGCUCCCCGGAAGAGACCGAGCUGGAUUCAGAGAGCAUCGACGUGGACGCGGUGUGUGUCCGUGGAGGACUGUACGAGGUGGACAUCCACAAGAAAGACUGUUAUCCCGUUUACUGGAACCAACAGGACCACAUCCCAGUCAUGAGAGGCCAGUGGUUCACGGACGGGACCUGGCUGCCCCUGGAGGAGGAGGACAGUGACCUCAUUGAACUGGAGCACCUGGACCGUUUCCGAGGCCGGCAGAUGAAAGACACCUUUGACAUGGAAGCGGUGGCCACAACGGUGGACAGCAAAGACGCCAUUCACAGUCUGAAACUGAGCCGGAGCCACGUGGACUGGCACAGCGUGGAUGAAGUGUACCUUUACAGCGAUGCUACCACUUCAAAGAUCGCACGGACUGUUACUCAGAAACUGGGAUUCUCCAAAGCGUCCAGCAGCGGGACCCGUCUCCAUCGAGGCUAUGUAGAGGAGGCGGCUCUAGAAGACACGCCCCCUGAAACGACACACAUAGUCUUUGUGGUACAUGGGAUUGGCCAGAAGAUGGACCAGGGCCGUAUCAUUAGAAACACAAGCAUGAUGCGUGAUGCUGCCCGCAAGAUGGAGGAGAAGCACUUUUCUGACCGGAUAAAUGAACACGUUGAGUUCCUUCCUGUGGAAUGGCGAUCUAAACUCACCCUUGAUGGAGACACUGUGGACUCCAUUACUCCAGACAAAGUGCGAGGUCUAAGAGACAUGCUGAACAGCAGUGCCAUGGACAUUAUGUACUACACAAGCCCUUUGUACAGGGAUGAGAUCACCCGGGGUCUGACCAAAGAGUUGAACCGACUCUACACGCUCUUUUGUGAGCGCAACCCAGAAUUUGCAGAGAAAGGAAAGGUGUCCAUCGUCUCCCACUCACUCGGCUGCGUCAUCACCUUUGACAUCAUGACAGGGUGGGACCCUGUGCGCUUUGUUCAUGAAGAGGUGCCAGAUGCCAUGGAGGCUGAUGUUAGCAGACAAGAACGUCAGCUACAGGAGGAUCUUCGUAACACAUGCUUAAGAAUGAGGGAUUUGGAGGAUAAGCUCUGGCGUUUCCAAACCUCAUCCUCAAGACCCUCUCCAGCCCUGAAAUUCAAGGUGGAGAACUUCUUCUGUAUGGGAUCUCCUCUGGCUGUGUUCUUGGCUUUACGAGGUGUCCGUCCAGGAACCAACGGAACACAAGACCACAUCUUACCCAAAUCCAUCUGCCAGAGGCUUUUCAACAUCUUCCAUCCCACUGAUCCUGUAGCAUACAGGUUGGAACCGCUCAUCCUGAAACAUUAUAGUAAUAUAGCACCGGUCCAAAUUCACUGGUACAACACCAGCAGCCCCACACCGUAUGACCAGAUCCGUCCCACUCUACUGAAUCCGUCAAAGGAAAGUGCUUCUGUGUCUGAUACGGAGAGCCUCCCGAGCCCCUGCACCUCCCCUCCACAGCCCCGCAGACACUACGGCGAGUCUAUCACCAGCCUGGGCAAGGCCAGCAUCAUGGGAGCGGCAAGUAUAGGUAAAGGCAUUGGUGGUAUCCUGUUCUCCAGAUUUUCCCGCUCUAGUGGACAGGUGGGUAGUGUGGAGGAGGAGCCAUCAGACUCUGAAGGCGGGGCUUGUGAGAAAGGGGAAGAUGGACGGCUUGUGGAGUUAGACGAUAUAGUUGAGGAAAAGACAGAGGAGAAGAUCGAGGAGAAGACAGGAGACACCAGCAUGUCACAAUCAGCCUCUGCCAUAAUGGAUAACUCAUCCUUUGAGCUCGAGAACCGCAUCGACUUUGAGCUGAGGGAGGGCCUGGUGGAGAGCCGCUAUUGGUCAGCGGUGACGUCACACACAGCCUAUUGGUGCUCCCACGAUGUGGCUCUGUUUCUGCUAACAUUCAUGUACAGGCCAAAUGAAGCGAAUGACAUGCCAGAGGACAACCCCGAGUCAUAACAAACACACAUCGAUCACUCCCUUAAUUUAGUUUAGCAGACCUUGUUCACUGUGCAUCAGAGAUCCUGUCCUUGCCUUGUUUUCCCUUAAUUCAGAAGCACACCCAUGGAGGAGACUUGCUCUCGCCACCACAUCCCCAGACUAGGAUUGUUAUUAACCUCCGUGAGAUGAUGGUUGCAGCUUGGAAAUUCAGACUAUUCACAUCUUGAUCAUUCCCAAAGCAGCUUCAUAUUGACUGAUGUGUAUUGACUGAAGUUGUGGUUGUUAUAGUAGGACUGAGAAAAAUCUGCUGAAUUGAAGGUUCACAAUCAGAAAGUGUUUUUAUUAGAAGUGCGUAAGAUGUGUUUUCUUGCCUAAAAAUAAUAGUUUUGAAAAUUAUCCAGAAAUACUAUAUGUUUACAUUAUUUAGAUGAUGAAACACAAUCUGCAUCACUCCUAAAUGUGGCCAAAUGUUGAGUUGAUAGUUGACGGGAGCAGUGCACAUAGAUUAAUUCAAAGAGAAUAACCAUUAGUUCAAUUCAAAAUAUCAAUUCUGCCAUUAUUUGCUCACCCUCAUGUUGCUCCAAAUUUGUGGAACAAAAAGAGAUAUUUUGCAGAAUUGUACUAGUUGCAUUGAAUGGAGAUCAGUGUUAUUUUAGUAUCGUUGAUAUUCUAUUACAGAUUUUAUUCAUAUUUUGAGUUUUUAUUCAUUUAUUCCCCCUGCUUUUUUAGUUAACGAUAAUAACCCUGAUGCAAACUGAAGUUUUUGAGCUUAAAAAAAGUUUCAGAAAAAUGAAAAUAUUUAAAUUCCUCUGAAUUUAAUGUGUAGAACCGGUUGAAAUUUACGCUCUCAUUCUCUAAAAGUGGUAAUAUCUGCCCUAGCUCUCCUUUCCACAGUCAUGAGUGGAGUAGCAGUGUCUGAAUCAUGAAUGAAUCUUUAUUUGAUUUAGAUCUUAACUGAUUUAGCUGUCUGAAGGAUUCAAUCAACCGAGCUCAACUCACUGAAUCUUUGAUCCGGUUACCAGUGAAUAACCACUGACCUUUCAGUUCGUUCCCAAAAAUAUUUUCUAGCUUCAGAAGACUUGGAAUAUAGUUGUAUGGAUCCCUUUUACAUCUUGAAAGCCUCCGUUCCCAUUUAUUGUAACUGGAAAGACCGAGGAGGGCGACGUAAGCCAAUGUUGAUCGUAGCUCCAUUGAUGACAAUGGAUCAACUUGGGCUUGUGAUACUUUUGGGGAAACGCAGCCCAGAACAUCCUUCAGAAUAUCUCCUUUUGUCUUCCACGGAGGUCAUACUGGUUUGGAACAACAUGGUGGAGGGUCACAGAAUUUGUGAACUAUUCCGGACAUUUCCAUUCCUUAUCCUUCUUCUCUUUCCAAUACAUUCGAGGCAUUAGUUUCUCCUCUGCACUCGCAUGAAAGACACUGAAAUCUGGGAAUCUGAAUGCACUCUUUGCUAUGAAUUAGAGUUUAUCCUUUAACGUGCAUGAAAGACAAAGUCUGGAUGACUUCCACUGAACCCCUUACAACUGGAUCUCCUCUCAGUUCUGUCCAAGAUGACACACUUGACAUUUUUCAUACGUGGCAUUCUCUGGAGACGUCAUAUCGAACUUGUUACUUGUCAUGUUGUUUAUAGCACUAAUACAGUAACAAAGACAUUUCAUCUUUCAAUUCAAACCAUUGUUUUUGUAACGUCCAUGUUUCCUGUAUUAAUUUUGUAUGAUUCGUUUACAGUAAUCCUGAAAAAUGACACCUCCAUGCCUUUACGAUGACAAGCGAAAAGCACUUAACAUUGGCUCCUUACCUCACCCUUGAAUGUGCCAAUACACUGAAGAGUGCGAUCCUCAUCAGGUGUCAGAGGGAAACGUCUGCAUUGUGUGCAUAUAUCUAUAUCUAUAUCAGAACUGGACUCCAGCGUGUCUGUUCCUGUUUAGCUUCAGUGAACACAGAGCUGUUCCUCUUUUAUGAACCUCGUGUUUUUCAUUAAAACUGAUAUUGACCGCCUGCUCUGUCUCAUUCUGUUAAUUGCUUUUAAAGUCGGACUUUAUAGGUAGGUAUCAGCCACAAGCGGAGUUGCUGUGGGCCUUGAACAGAAUAAAUGGAAAACAAUGCGACUUUAUUAAUCCCUGAGGGGUGAUUUAGCGUUACCCAUCAAUAAUGAGUCAUCAAAUAGAGACACUGGAGCUGUUGUUCUCAAAUGGGGGUGUGACCCAAUAAACAAAUCAGCAAUACUAUACAUUUUUAAAAUGGAAGGGGAAAAUUGUUCCAUGCAUCUUGCUGUUAUUGUCAAAUUUGCAUUUUAUCAAAAUAAACAGUAUUUUUGUGUAAAUUCA